AUGGAAGGUCAGCCGGGAAAGUCUGCACCUGCCAAAACAAUACCAUCCCAGUCUUCAUCUCUUCCAUCCAGGUCUCCUCCUCCAGCUCCUCGCCACCCUCCUCGUUCAUCUCCUCAACCAGCGCUUCCCAGUGCCGCUGAGCAGAAAAAGCGCAGGGAACAGAAGGGCAAGGAGGUGGCGGAUACGAGCAAGUCUCGUCCCACUCGAGAGGAGGAUGACCAACAAGUUGCAAAGCAGCAAAAAACUAAGCACCCAGUCACGCGGGGGCAAGAAAAAUCUGAUUCCCCACAUCCUGAGCCACAAGCAUGGUUGCCAGUACCUAUGCACGGUGGGGAGCCCCUGCGAGACGAUGCCUCUAUAAGGGACUUUAACGGCGGCAUUAGGUGUCACGUAGCCUCAGCCAUAGAGGAAACCUUAUUGCUCCCAAAAGAUAUGGCCGAGAUAAAGAACAUGAGGAAGAAUGAACUCAUCCUCGACAACAAACGAUAUUUGGGCAUGCUGGAUGGCAAAAGGAAGAGAAGGAUAAUGGCUGUACAAACCUUGUCCAAAUCUGAACAGGAUUUGGCCGACGCAAGGAAAAAACUACAGGUCGAAGAGGAAGCUCGCAAGAGCGCUGAAUCGGCAUCAGAAGGCUACCAGAAGCAGGCCGAGGAACAAGCAAGGCUUCUACGCGAGACGAAUGUCGAGCUGAAGAAGACUCAGGAGCAAGCUUUUGUUCUUAAGAAGCACCUAGAGGAAACUCAGAAGCUAAGGGAGCAAGCUGAAAAGCUCAAAGAGCAAGCCGAGAAAGCGAAAAUCAACGCCGAACAGGCAAUGAACGAAGCCGAGCAGAGAGGCUACGAAGUUGGUAUAGCUGAAAUUGAGAAGGCUUUAAGAGCCGAGGUUCCGAAGGUAUGCCGCAUCUACUACGCGAGAACUUGGAGCGAGGCUCUUAACCGUGCUGGGGUUGAAUCCUCAUCUGAGUUACGUAGGCCAGAUAACGUAUAUUACCCCGAGGCGAUAUGCCCCUCAGCUCCUCAACCCUAUCAGGCCGAUGCUCCUUCUCCAGUUAUUAACUUUAACGAGGAGGUUUUGCCUCUCCUCCUCGCGGCCAACCAGGACCGACUAAAGAGGGACUAG
Messenger RNA from Quercus lobata, 1119 nucleotides. Its product is annotated as inner centromere protein-like. Bases 1 to 1119 code for a protein of 372 amino acids. Lineage: Eukaryota; Viridiplantae; Streptophyta; Magnoliopsida; Fagales; Fagaceae. The transcript has 2 exons. The record is from RefSeq and is a predicted model, not a curated record.